AUGGAAAAGAUAGGUGAAGGCACCUACGGUGUCGUCUACAAGGCUCAGAAUAAUCACGGAGAAAUAUACGCCCUAAAGAAGAUCAGAGUGGAGGAAGAGGAUGAAGGGAUACCAAGUACAGCUAUAAGGGAGAUAAGCUUGCUAAAGGAAUUACAUCAUCCUAAUAUCGUUUGGCUAAGAGACGUCAUUCAUAGUGACAAGUGUUUAACGCUAGUUUUUGAAUACCUUGAUCAGGAUUUGAAAAAGCUUUUGGACGCCUGUGAUGGGGGAUUGGAACCAAGUACGGCAAAAUCGUUUCUUUACCAACUGCUUCGUGGUAUAGCAUAUUGUCAUGAUCAUAGAAUAUUACAUCGGGAUUUAAAACCACAAAAUCUAUUGAUAAACAGAGAAGGCGUAUUAAAAUUAGCCGACUUUGGUUUGGCAAGAGCGUUUGCUAUUCCCGUGCGAAGUUAUACUCAUGAGGUUGUAACACUUUGGUAUAGAGCACCAGAUGUGUUAAUGGGAUCCAAAAAAUACUCAACAGCAGUUGAUAUAUGGAGCGUUGGUUGCAUUUUUGCAGAAAUGAUAAAUGGCGUACCACUCUUUCCUGGUAUAUCUGAACAAGACCAACUUAAAAGAAUAUUCAAGAUACUUGGCACACCAAAUGUAAAUACAUGGCCACAAGUUGUUGAUCUUCCGGCGUACAACCCAGAUUUUUGCCAAUAUGAAAAACAGUCUUGGAAUAAUAUUAUUCCUAAGCUGAAUGAUGCCGGUAUAGAUUUAAUCUCUAGAAUGUUACAAUUAGAUCCGCUACAGCGUAUCUCUGCCAAAGAAGCAUUGUUGCAUGAAUAUUUCAGCGAUCUUUCAGAACGAGCUGGAUACGCCGACUGA
This is a messenger RNA of Theileria equi strain WA, 870 nucleotides long. Its product is annotated as protein kinase domain containing protein. Gene Ontology annotation, molecular function: ATP binding; cyclin-dependent protein serine/threonine kinase activity. The record is from RefSeq and is a predicted model, not a curated record. Gene Ontology annotation, cellular component: nucleus; cytoplasm. The transcript has 6 exons. NCBI's taxonomy places the organism in Eukaryota, Apicomplexa, Aconoidasida, Piroplasmida, Theileriidae. Bases 1 to 870 code for a protein of 289 amino acids. Gene Ontology annotation, biological process: protein phosphorylation.